UAAGUCCCGCGGUGGCGCAAAGGCAGAACAAGCGCGCUCCGGGAGCAGCUAAAACCCCGCCGGGCACGCAUUUUUCAGUGAAGUCGGUGAUCCCGCCUGGGGAGCCUCUGGUAGAGCGGAGCCUUGCAAAUGGGCGCAUGAAGAAAGAAAGACAGCAGAGAAAUGGACUGCUAUCUGCGACGCCUCAAACAAGAGCUGAUGUCCAUGAAGGAGGUGGGUGAUGGCUUGCAGGACCAGAUGAACUGCAUGAUGGGUGCACUUCAAGAACUGAAGCUCCUGCAGGUGCAGACGGCAUUGGAACAGCUGGAGAUCUCUGGAGGAGGUUCUGUCCCCAGCUGCCCUGAAAGUCCACAGACACAGCCUGGGCACCCUUGCUGGGAGGGUGGCAGCCACCCUGCCAGGCACACAGCCUGUUCCUCCUCCAGCAAUCCUUCUUUUGGCAGCAGCACCACGUUUCCAUGCCAUAGGAGUGACUGUGAGAGUGAUCUCGGCCCCCUGCCCAGGACACAGCUGCCUGAGCACCAAAGCUGUGCUCAGCAGGGGUCAGAGAAAGUGGAACCCGAUGACUGGACCUCCACAUUGAUGUCUCGGGGCAGGAAUCGGCAGCCUCUGGUAUUAGGGGACAAUGUCUUUGCGGACCUGGUGGGCAACUGGCUAGACUUGCCAGAAGUGGAGAAAGGUGGGGAGAAAGCCGAGACUGGGGGGGCAGGUGAGCCUAAAGCAGCAAAAGGCCAGUCCAGGGAGCUGGGCCGCAAGUUUGCCCUGACAGCAAACAUCUUUAGGAAGUUCUUGCGUAGUGUGAGGCCUGAUCGAGACCGGCUGCUCAAGGAGAAGCCAGGCUGGGUGACACCCAUGAUCUCUGAGCCCCGAGCUGGACGCUCCCAGAAGGUCAAGAAGCGGAACCACUCCAAGGGUUCUGGACGGUUCCCCUUCCCAAGCACUGGGGAGCCCAGACAAGGGGAAACCCCUUCAAGUAGCUCCAAGGCCAUGGAACUCUCACAAGCCGGCUUUGACAUUAACACAGCUGUUUGGGUCUAAAUUCUGAUGUUGGCUGGGAGGUGGGAGGGUAGGUGGUAUGGCCUUCAGAGCCCGAGUCCAUGUUCCUUUCUCCUAGAAAGGAGGGAGAAGUCAGAGUUCAGGCAGGGCUGACCAGAACACACAAGACUGGUGAGCGGAGGAGGUAAGAGCCCCUGGAGGAAGGAUGUGUGCGAGAGGACACAACUGUGUGUGUGUGUGUGUGUGUAUGUGUCAGCAAAUGCCUCUGACAUUCCUCUGUUGCCCUCAAAGACCUCAGUGAACAUACGGUGUGGAAAAGGGCACUGGGAACUCAGAGAGCGCUCCAAUAACAGCUAGCCUCCUCUAAUGGACCCAUCUUAUCCUUGGCAAGAUCAAGACUAGAGGCUCCAGGAUUGAAGCCCCACCCUUCUGGGUGGGUGGAGCAAUAGGAGGAAAUCCCUUCCAUAGCCUUUCCUCUGGUCCUGAAGAUUCCAGACCUUUCCUGGAUCCUGGAAAAUGGGCUGGUCUAGGAGGACCAUGAGGAAGCCCUGAGUCGUCCCAAAAGUAUAGGGGAGGGGCGAUGCACAGUGAUGUGCACCUCUAAAUGCCUCUUCACAUUCAUACUGGCUUGGGAAGGGGUACAGUG
Messenger RNA from Perognathus longimembris pacificus (Pacific pocket mouse), 1642 nucleotides. RefSeq names its product inka box actin regulator 2 (gene Inka2). The coding region runs from base 163 to 1038 and encodes 291 amino acids. Gene Ontology annotation, molecular function: protein kinase binding; protein serine/threonine kinase inhibitor activity. Gene Ontology annotation, cellular component: nucleus. The transcript is spliced from 2 exons. NCBI's taxonomy places the organism in Eukaryota, Metazoa, Chordata, Mammalia, Rodentia, Heteromyidae. The record is from RefSeq and is a predicted model, not a curated record.